AUGCAUGGUCAUGCUGUAAUGGAACUGACAAGUGCUGGUAGCUCUACUGGCAAUAAACCUUCCGAUCAUUAUAGUCCCAAUGAUAAUAUUUGUGAGAAUGAAGGUACUAGUCAGUUGCAAGAUAGACUAGACAGUAGAAAAGCAAUUGACAGUAAUGCCAAAGUUAACCUGCAGUGUACAAAAAGACGUUUACAAGAUCAAGAAAAUUCUGGUCAAAAUUCGAAAAGAAGUCAAAUUAUUGCCCAGCAAGGUCCAUCUGACGAUCCUAUUAAGUCUACUUAUUUGCCUCAGAAUCCAAGUACGAAAAAUGAUCAUACUGAUUAUGUCUAUAAUUUUCAGGAAUUUGAUUAUAACUUUGAGCGUUAA
Molecule: messenger RNA, 366 nt
Organism: Trichoplax adhaerens
Lineage: Eukaryota; Metazoa; Placozoa; Uniplacotomia; Trichoplacea; Trichoplacidae
Exons: 2
Coding region: 1-366 (121 amino acids)
Source: RefSeq, a predicted model, not a curated record